UCUGUCAACACAGUGUGUAAACACCUACACGGAACAGAGCCGGAGAGAGGGGUUUGCUGUCGGCAGGACGGUGCAGAUUUCCUUAAUUAAUUUAAUAACUGUGAAUGGGAAACGUUGUGUGAUAGUCCCGCUGCUGACUCUGGAGCCUAGCAGAGUAGAGUCUGGAAGAAAAGCCAGUCUCUGGUUGUUUCAUUGCAAGGAGGACGGAGGCAGCUAAUCAGCGCUUGUCGACGACCAUGGAAGCGCCGACCGUUGUAGAGGCUGACCCGGCGGCGGGCGAAGGUAGCGCCGCUUUCACUGGCGUCCAGAACAGGGACUGGGAUGAGUCUCAGCUCCGAACAUAUUCUUUCCCAACCAAGCCCAUUCCCAGACUGUCUCAUACGGACCCCAGAGCAGAGAUACUAAUAAACAAUGAGGAACCAGUGGUUUUAACAGACACAAACCUUGUGUAUCCAGCUCUCAAAUGGGACAUUGCCUACCUCCAGGAGAACAUUGGAAAUGGAGACUUCUCUGUUUACACUGCCAAAAACCACAAAUUCCUCUACUAUGAUGAGAAAAAAAUGGCUAAUUUUGAGAACUUUGUCCCUACGUCACAACGAAUGGAAAUAAAAUUCUCUGAAUUUGUGGAUAAAAUGCAUAUAACGGAGGAAAUGGAAGGAGAGGAGAGGGUAUAUCUGCAGCAGACCUUGAAUGACACAGUAGGGAAGAAGAUUGUUGUUGACUUCCUUGGUUUCAACUGGAACUGGAUCAACAAGCAGCAAGCCAAGAGAAACUGGGGACAGCUGACAUCCAACCUGCUGCUCAUAGGCAUGGAGGGCAAUGUGACACCAGCGCAUUACGACGAACAGCAGAACUUCUUUGCACAGAUCAAAGGCCAUAAGAGAUGCAUCCUCUUCCCUCCAGACCAGUUUGAGUGUCUCUAUCCAUACCCUGUUCAUCACCCCUGUGACAGACAGAGCCAAGUUGAUUUUGAUAACCCCGAUUAUGAGAAGUUUCCCAAUUUUAAAAAUGUUGUUGGCUAUGAGGCUGUUGUGGGCCCAGGAGAUGUGCUCUACAUCCCCAUGUAUUGGUGGCAUCACAUUGAAUCACUGUUGAAUGGUGGAGUGACGAUCACUGUAAACUUCUGGUACAAAGGUGCCCCCACACCCAAGAGGAUAGAAUACCCCCUGCGAGCUCAUCAGAAGGUGGCCAUCAUGAGAAAUAUUGAGAAGAUGCUGGGAGAAGCACUUGGAGACCCACAUGAGGUUGGACCUUUGCUGAAAACGAUGAUCAAGGGACGAUAUGACCAGGAUCACAGUUAGAGCCCCACCCAUGAAAAUGUUAACUAAACUGCUUUGGAAACGGUAUGCACGUGAAAGUGAGACUGCUGCGUGUGUUCUGUGCAUUCUGACUUUGGAGCUACGUAUCACUGCAUGGCAAUAAGCGGCCAUCUGGAAACCAUUCUGCUUCAGUUGUCGCCGAGAGCCAUGGUCAUUGCAAAUACAACAAUUACAGAAGACACAUCUGACUAACGCAUCGGAAUUUGCUCUACUUGAAGUCUUUGAAGAGGAGGUCUAAUUUAUAGACUUGUGGAUAUAUUUAUGUGAACCAGUGUUUUCUCAACAUUCUCAUAAUUCAAGCUAAUGGGUAUUUGGGUGCAUUUGCACACCCAGUCAGUACAAGUUGUCUGAGAUUGGUACCUAAAUAUUUUGACCACUAAUGAAUGAGUCAAGAGGUAUUAUAUAUAUAUAUAUAUAUACAGUACACAUCAGUUAGACACAGGACAUUUCUUAUAUACAUGUAAUAACACAGUUGUGUUUGAAUGACUAUACUGUAUUCUCCAUCUUUAUCAUUAAGAUAGCUUUAAGACGGAUUUGGUUCAUACCUCUAAAAACGAAAGGUCUUGUAAGUGUGAAAUAUUUAUCCACGUAAUCUGCAUUAUCUCUGUCUACCUGCAUGGUUUUGGGGAGUGAUCAGCAAGAAUUUUCUGUUGCAAAGAAGACAGCAUAGGCACAGCAAUAAAACACAGAAGUACAGUGAUUAAAAACUGUGAUGAAAUAUGAUCAAAAAUAUGCGUGUGUGUGUGGGGGGGUGGGUCGUAUAUUCAGCUGAAGGAAUAUGUGACUGCUUGCAGCUAAGUUAUUUUAGCUGAGUGAUUGCUUUGUGUUUUAUUUAUGCUCUUGCUUGUUUGAUUUAUAUUUUAAGGACUUUAUUGGAUGUGCUAUUCUGUGUACAAGUAAUAGGUGAGGGAGUACCGAAAACAAAUUACAUACUGCAAUUUUAGUUGCAAAUAUGGUUAACUUUAAGAAUUAAAAGCAAAUACUGCUGUUUAUACUAAAAUACUGUUUUUGGGGAAACUUCUCAAAGUAAUUACAGGUGAUUUGGGAAUAUGAUGGUUAAAUCUGUUAUGAGUGUAAAAGUGGUUAAAGCAAACUGCUUAAUUUUUACAUUUUGUUAAUAUGUUAUUAAUGGACUGAACUAGCUGACUGCUGGGAUGUAGCUUAUGUAUCAGCCAUUGCAGGGCAACAUAAUGUACCAUGUAGUGGUCAAGUCUGCAGCUGCAUGUUAAGCUUGAUGUAUUGUUACCUGGUUCUAUACUGCUACAAUACAAAUAUUCAACAUGGUGUGUUAAAUCCAGCAGAUCUGAGAUAAAAUUAAGCUGCAAUGGUUACAAAAGUCAAAUUCCAGUUUAAAACUUGCUCUUAUGAUUACUUUAGGUUAACAAUCCUCAGAAAUGCACUUAUUUUUACUUACAUGCAGCCAUAUUUUGAAGAUCUUAAAGUAAAGUGCUCUCUCGAACUAUUGUAAAAAUGUAUAUUAAACAAAAGGGGAGGAUCAUUUCAUAAAUUGUGCUGUAUGUGCCAAACCAACAUACAAACCAGUAGAUGGGUAUCUCCAUAUUCAGAAAGCUUUGUUUGUCUGUGACAUUGGAUGAAUCAGUAAGUGAUGAACUAUAAAAUAGGAAUACCCAAGCACUUAAUUCACCAGGAAUGUACUGGUUUUCAAGAGUUUUGUUGUGUCUGAUUAAAGUUCAACCUUUAAAUUGCUGACAAUGUGCAUAUCUAUUUCUUACAGAUUGCACGAUGAUGGAACAGAGCUACUUCCUCUGUAAAAAAAGAAUUAACCCGAUUGAUGUUUCAUCUCUCUUUUCUAAGUUAACCCUGUUUACUAUAUGUGCCUUGCUUAAUAAUGGCGUGGCACUAAGUGUUUCAAGGACAUGUUUUUUUAAAAUGUUUAUUAUAUGGUCAAAAUGUUUGUUUUAACUCUGGCAUUAAACAGCUUAAUAGGCGGGACUGAUGAGGGUUCAUAGAUGGAUUGAUGGAUGCCUGUUUUUUGUUUUCAACAUUCAGUAUGUGCUCUCCCUGUUCCUCUGAUUAAAGUUUGUUUGCAAAGUUC
Molecule: messenger RNA, 3375 nt
Organism: Siniperca chuatsi (mandarin fish)
Lineage: Eukaryota; Metazoa; Chordata; Actinopteri; Centrarchiformes; Sinipercidae
Gene: hif1an
Product: hypoxia inducible factor 1 subunit alpha inhibitor
Exons: 8
Coding region: 237-1301 (354 amino acids)
Biological process (GO): peptidyl-aspartic acid hydroxylation; negative regulation of Notch signaling pathway
Cellular component (GO): cytoplasm; nucleus
Molecular function (GO): ankyrin repeat binding; [protein]-asparagine 3-dioxygenase activity; peptidyl-histidine dioxygenase activity
Source: RefSeq, a predicted model, not a curated record